This is a messenger RNA of Chrysochloris asiatica (Cape golden mole), 1737 nucleotides long. It is a transcript of the gene ZYX, whose product is annotated as zyxin. Gene Ontology annotation, biological process: transforming growth factor beta receptor signaling pathway; integrin-mediated signaling pathway. The transcript has 8 exons. Bases 1 to 1737 code for a protein of 578 amino acids. Lineage: Eukaryota; Metazoa; Chordata; Mammalia; Afrosoricida; Chrysochloridae. The record is from RefSeq and is a predicted model, not a curated record.
AUGGCCGCUCCGCGCCCGCCCCCCGCUGUCGCCGUGUCGGCGCCUGCCUUUUACGCGCCGCAGAAGAAGUUCGGCCCGGUGGUCGCCCCCAAGCCCAAAGUGAACCCUUUCCGGCACGGGGACGCUGAGUCCACCGCAGCAGCCGGCGCGCAGCGUGCGCAGAUGGGCCGGGUGGGCGAGGCGCCCCCACCGCCUCCCGAAGACUUUCCCUUACCACCCCCUCCGCCCCUCGGGGACUGUGAUGAUGAUGCGGAGGGUGCCUUGGGGGUUCCUUUCCCCCCUCCUCCGCCUCCCAUCGAGGAGCUGUUCCCCCCUAUGCCCUCGGAGGAGGACCUCUUCAUGACCCCGCCGCCCCCAUUGGAGGAAGAAGGAGGGCCAGCGGCACCCACCUCGCUCCCACCACAGCCCAGGGAGAAGGUCAGCAGCAUUGACUUGGAGAUGGACUCACUGUCCUCGCUGCUGGACGACAUGACCAGGAACGACCCCUUCAAGACCCGGGUGUCCUCUGGAUACAUGCCCCCGCCUCCAGUUGCUGUACCUUUCACUCCCAAACCCAGUUCUAGGCCUGCACCUGGUGGGACCGCACCCCUGCCUCCUUGGAAGGUCCCCUCUAGUUCCCAGUCUCCGUCUCAGACUCACACCCUUCCUCAGAGCCAGACACAGGUCCCUGCCCCACCCCAGGCCUGGUCAAAGGUCCAGCCCCAGGCCCCAUCCCAGGCCCUGAACCCAGUCUUGAACCAGGCCCAGGUCCUGCCCCAGCCUGUGUCUUCUGCCCACACUCAACCUCGAGGUUCCCCAGCCCCUAAGUUUUCUCCAGUGGCCACCAGGUUUACUCCUGUGGCAUCUAAGUUCACCCCAGGAGCCCCAGGGGGACCUGCAUCACAGUCCAGUCAGAAGUCGGGGUCCUCUGUAGCUUCCCCUUCCAUGGGCACAGGCUCCGUCCAGUCCCCCAUUGUCCCCUACGCUCAGCAGAGGGAGAAACCCCGUGUGCAGGAGAAGCAGCAACCAGUACCCCCACCUCCGCCAGUUCCAAACCAGGUUCACACCUCUGGGCCCCCUGGGCCCCCUGGCCCCCUGACUCUGAAGGAGGUGGAGGAGCUGGAGCAACUAACUCAGCAACUCAUGCAGGACAUGGAGCAGCCCCAGAGGCCAGUUACCAGCGAGCUCUGUGGCUGUUGCCAAGAGCCCCUGGCGCGUGCCCAGCCGGCCGUCCGCGCGCUGGGCCAGCUGUUCCACAUCUCCUGCUUCACCUGCCACCAGUGUUCCCGGCAGCUGCAGGGGCAGCAGUUCUACAGCCUGGAGGGGGUGCCCUACUGUGAGGCCUGCUACACCGACACCCUGGACAAAUGUAGCACCUGUGGGCAGCCCAUCACGGAACGCAUGUUGCGAGCCACGGGCAGGGCCUACCACCCAGACUGCUUCACCUGUGUGGUGUGUGCCUGUCCCCUGGAAGGCACCUCCUUCAUUGUGGACCAGGCCAACCGGCCCCACUGCGUCCCCGACUACCACAGGCAGUAUGCCCCUCGCUGCUCUGUGUGCACGGAGCCCAUCAUGCCGGAACCCGGCAAGGACGAGACCGUGCGGGUGGUGGCCCUGGAUAAGAACUUCCACAUGAAAUGCUACAAGUGUGAGGACUGCGGGAAGCCCCUGUCCAUUGAGGCCGAUGACAACGGCUGUUUCCCCUUGGACGGACAUGUGCUUUGCCGGAAGUGCCACUCGGCCCGUGCCCAGACCUGA